Messenger RNA from Saccostrea cuccullata (small rock oyster), 609 nucleotides. RefSeq lists its product as uncharacterized. The transcript has 6 exons. The coding region runs from base 75 to 521 and encodes 148 amino acids. Lineage: Eukaryota; Metazoa; Mollusca; Bivalvia; Ostreida; Ostreidae. The record is from RefSeq and is a predicted model, not a curated record.
AUAAUCGAUAAUAAAAUUUAAGAUUUUUAAUUUUGGAAGUUUUUAUCUUUCAGGACUAAACUCUUGGAUCAAAAAUGGCCUCUCUAAAGAUGAACCUCCUCGUCCUCACCGUUGCUGUGCUCGGUGUAUACCUUGUCCACGAGAUUUCUGCAGCGUCAGCUCAUUGUGGUUAUCACAGACACACCACGUGGAACUUUCGAGUUUGUAACUCCACCCAUUGCAAAUAUUACUACAGAGUCUACUACGGUAUCUGUUAUUCAAGUGGGAAUUUGGCUUACGACUUGAAGGUCUCACUUAAUGGGGCACCUUUGUAUUAUUACAGAAUAAUUCGAAGGACAAAAAGAAGCAUUGAAACGGAGGAUGACGUCUUUGAAAAAGUGGAGAGGAGCAGUAAUGAAGCAGAAGAAAGACAAACAAAGAGCGUAGGGGAAUCUGAAUAUUAUAAAAUACUAAGAGGCAUUGAUGGCCAAAAAUCGUCUAAGAGAAGCACUGGAUAUUUGACUACUAAAAUUGAAGGUUAAAUCAUAGGGAACUAGAAGAAUGAAGGACACACAAAGGAAUCAUUCUAUCAUUUGUGUUAAAAGUGAAAUAAAAUUGUCUGCAUGAUAA